AUGUACAGGUACUUGGCGGCUUUCAAUGAUAGUGAAGGUAUUACCCUGGCGAUCUAUCCAGAGGCGUAUGCAGACUCGGAUGAGAAAUCGUCGGAGUCGGACGACGGUGAAAGUCGUGUUCCUCGAUACACUUCGGGAGUUUCGAGCGGUUUGCUAACUAUAGCCAUUGAUGCACUUCGAACUUUCAAUGCUAUAGAUUGUUGCUUAGACGUUACCACAGCAACAGUGAACUUUCAACCGUUCGAGCGACCGGAUAUAUACAGCAUAUUGAAAGGAAGGUUUCCUAGGGAGAUUCAUAUGUGUGUGACACGAUAUCACUGGUCGGAGGUCCCAAGUCGACGCGAUCAUGUAAAAGACUGGAUUGCUGAUCGAUUCGAAACGAAGGAAGAGAUGCUGCAGAG
Messenger RNA from Perkinsus marinus ATCC 50983, 401 nucleotides. RefSeq lists its product as hypothetical. Gene Ontology annotation, molecular function: acyltransferase activity. Gene Ontology annotation, cellular component: endomembrane system. The annotation marks the transcript as partial. The transcript is spliced from 4 exons. The record is from RefSeq and is a predicted model, not a curated record. Lineage: Eukaryota; Perkinsozoa; Perkinsida; Perkinsidae.